This is a messenger RNA of Caenorhabditis auriculariae, 1459 nucleotides long. NCBI's taxonomy places the organism in Eukaryota, Metazoa, Nematoda, Chromadorea, Rhabditida, Rhabditidae. The record is from the annotation of a GenBank genome assembly.
AUGGCUACGGGUUCGCGUAUGGCAGGGAGACCGACCUUAAAUGGACAUUCAGGACGAACACUGCUGACCACUACCUUUGCACUCACAGCGCUCACGGAACACUCACGACCCGCCCACGCGUCGCGUAUCGAUCUAACAUCAGGGGGUCCCUUCGCGGCUGGACACGUGCCAGCUCUCAUGUUACUCGAUUUUUGACCUUUUCAACUCCGUCAAUUAUUGUUCUCUUGGUUUUGAGUUGCAACUUCGACUAUUUUGCUACCUAGCGAUUGUUUUUUUCUCCUGCACAGCCUACAUUUUUUUCUUCGUUUUUUUCUCCGAAAUAAAUUCGUAGAUAAAUGUGUGGUUAAAUUUAUUUUUAAUCCCGAUAUAGUGAAUUCCGGACGAAAUUUUCACGUUUUUCAGAGUAGGAAAAAUAUCUGCAUACUGAAAUUUUUGCGCGUUUCGCUUCAAGACGUGAAAUCUUUGGCGCCUUCGCUUUAAGACUUGUAAUUCACCACCAUACGGUAUUUUUGCCAGAAAAAAAAACGUGACAAGCUGGCGCGGAAUAGCCUAUGCAUAUAUUUUCAAAACAUAUUACAUUUCCACGGCCUAGGAUUCCAAACAAAAAAGAGAAACUAGAGAAAAAAAUGUGAAAAAAAACCAGUUAGAAUUAUAAUGUUUUGCUUUGAAAACGUUCAUAAAACUAAAGCCAUCCUCAAAUUAAUUUCGCAAAAUUCAAAGUAGUCGCCCGUAUGGUGAAAAGAUAAUUAAAUUCAGAGUAAGAAAUAAUUUUGAAUCUCGCGGGAAAACAUGCCUGUUCAGCACUGUUGAAAGCUGUCUGGCGCGAGGUUACCGUAUGGUUCAUACUGCGCAGUCUCUUCUUCCUGGAAAUAAGAAACAUCAUUUAUCCUUUUUGCGCCUCCGUGUACACGGACGAAAAUUUUAAAUUCGCACAUCUCUCCAGAAUCCCGUACAAGGCGAUUCGACGCAGUGGAACUCGGACAUUGGUAACGCGAAACGGACGUGCUCCGGACGUUUCUGGGCGAUUCAAGAGAUCACUUAAGAGCGUUAAGACUACUAAAGUGGUCACUAGAAACAGGCUUGUGCGAGGGCCGGCCCGUCGCCCUCUCGGCCCCCCGACCAUUUCGUAAGCCCGGCCCGGCCCGGCCUUAGCGGGCCUCAAGAAAAAAUGGCCAGCCCGGCCCGAAUCCGCAAUUUUUUUCUAGUCGGGUAUCAAGUUUUUUAAGACAAAAAUUACGUUUUUUUGCUCAUUUUUUUCUCUUAAAGUUUAACAAAAAAACUAUGAUUUCAGAAGUAAAAGUCACAUUUCGGUGAAAAAUUUUUUUGAAUGAAAUUUUUAAAUUGUUUUUGAAGCCCGGCCUGGCCUAGCCCACGCGGGCUUUUUUUCUUGAAAAAUGAAGCCCAAAGCCUGGGCCAGGCCGGCCUGGGCCGGGUCGUCCGGCCUGUCGCACAAGCCUGA